AUGGCUACCAUCGACACAAACGAGACACCCCCGGUCCACUACCGAUCACUGGGCGUGUUCUUCGUCUACCUCACUAUUGUGGCUUCCCUCGCCCUGACCUGCUGCAGAACCAUCUAUGUUCGAUACCAGGCCCGGAAGAAAAACAAUGACUGGAACUCACCCAAGGCACGCAGCCAUGCCAUCCUCUUCAUUUUCCUAACAGCCCUUACCCUCGGUAUCACGUGGUUCUACAUGAUCAGCCUAUUCUUCCACUCGUACCAUGAGUGGACGUUGAGUCCUACCGGACUGGCAUGGUCAGCGGUCGACAUGCCAAUCACCACCCGCAUGGGCCUCUGGCUGAAGGAGACCUACCUCUUCCAAGAAGCGUGGGAGACAGUCGUCGAGACACCGAAGCGAUUCUGGUGGAGCGGCCAGAUCUUCGGCUGGUGUAUUGGGUGGGGUCUUUUCCUCGGUAUUGCAGGCCGCAGAUACAACAUCCCACACAUCUGGGUCUACAUGCUGCUGGGCCAACUAGCCAGCAUCGCAUUCGGCGCAAACUUCUUCUUCGCAACCAUCGCCGUCUCCCCUCGGCCAAACGAGAAAGACCUCUCAUUCGCAUGGUACCCAGCACCCAUCACAGAGCUGCUAGUCAUCGUGAUUUCCUUCGUGGACACGCUUGCCGUUCCAAUCUUUGCGCACAAGAAGGAGUUCAUGCCCAUCCUGAUGGCCCCCCAUCUCCUGACGUUCGUUCCGGGCAUGUUGGGUCCGCAGUACUCUGCUCGCGUCACGAAGCCUGAGGGCGAGCGCACUACGCAGCGGUAUAUCGUCUUGCUUCAGUGGGUUGCUGCUGUUGCGGUUGUCCUGCAGGCUUACUUUACCUAUCUGGCGGUGCUGGAUAUUGGGGUUGAUGCUUCGUAUGCGGAGAUUGCUUCGCAGUUGCUUGAUGCAUUGUAUGCUCAUCCCGCCUGUAGCAGUGUUAGCUGGGAUGUGAUUAUGUGUAAUAUUGGCUUUUUGACUUGGGCGGUUGUGCAUGGGUUUGAUGCUUCCAAAAUGCUUGGUGGGUACUAG
Messenger RNA from Penicillium argentinense, 1047 nucleotides. RefSeq lists its product as uncharacterized. Bases 1 to 1047 code for a protein of 348 amino acids. The record is from RefSeq and is a predicted model, not a curated record. NCBI's taxonomy places the organism in Eukaryota, Fungi, Ascomycota, Eurotiomycetes, Eurotiales, Aspergillaceae. The transcript has 2 exons.